Prorocentrum cordatum is the source of this 677-nucleotide messenger RNA. The record is from the annotation of a GenBank genome assembly. Lineage: Eukaryota; Dinophyceae; Prorocentrales; Prorocentraceae.
CGGAUAAAAGCAUGGUGGGCGGGGCUUGGAACAGGGGGCGCAUGAGGUACGGCGACACUAUCAACGUAGAGCCGCCCGACGGUGCUAGGGCCCUGCACCCCAACCAGUUCCUCGCGAGUAGCGUGCUCACCAGCGCUUGGAAGCAGGUGGGGAAAAACAAGACGAUGCGCAGUGGAGUAGACGGUACCCGCGGCCGAGAGCUCGCCAUCUUGAGUGCCAGUGCCUCGCUGAUUUCCAUGCGACAGGACCGUUUCAUCGAGGAUCGCACGGAGUCCAUCCAGGGCCCCCCAGUAUGGAGCAUCUUUUACGACGCGACCCCGAUCCGUCUGAAGUUCGGGAAUAUCCAGGACAUGGUGGCCCCCAUUGCCAGAUACCCUGUGCAGGAUAAAGAGUCUAAGGAGUGGCGCCUGGUGACGUAUUCGGAGUACCGUAGAUUGAUGCCGAGGCGGCCCGAGCCACGGUUUGGCGUUCUUGAAGUGUUUGUUCAGGGAUUGACUUGCCACUACUUGACCACCGACGGCGUGCUGGAGGGCUUCCGUUCAUACUGCAUGCCCAAGGCCCUUGAGAGCAACAAUUGCAGCGUUCUUUUGAAGGCCACCGAGAGCUCCACGCCGACCUUCUCGCGGGACAAGUUGCGCCCCUUGGCAGCGGUGCACAAGUAUUCAUUGGUCGCCGAG